GCGUUGCGUUACGUUUCUGCAUGUUACCGCGACUGUUCUAACAUGGCCGCAUGUUAGUUGCUGAUUUUCUUUAUUGUUUGCCAACGUAUUAAAAAAGAUUUAGUAGUGGUGUUUGGUUAGAGACUUGAACUGAAUAAACUUUCGACGACUCCAUAAAUGCUCAAUUGUAAUAGCACAGUGCCAGACAACUGAAUAUUGCGACUGAUACGUCAUUACCGGUCUCUGAUUCAACUCCUCCCUUUCAUACAACAACAAACCGAAAUUAUUUACGAUAUAAUGCUGCAAGAACAUCAUCACAUGUCACAAAACGGGAUGCAGAGGAAUGCCAGGAUGGGAAUGCAACAAAUGGGCCCUCCCCCGAAUCACAGGAGCCAACCCAUGCUUAUGAGCAUCCAGCCGCCGGUGCCCGCUACCCACGCAGGUGUUCUGGUUUCGAUGCCUCCGGGUCCUACACUCAUUUCGACCCCAUCCAUACCGCAACAGCCCCAGCCAAAAAGUAAUCUACAGCAAGUUUAUCACUAUGAGAACGCGGCAGCACCUGAAACGGAACAACCUCAGCAUAACAACGACACACAGCAGCAGCACCAAUCAGGUCCGAACACUAGUACUUCGUCUGCACCGCCCAGUACUACUUUGGCAAACAUAAAAGAAAAAACGCCAAUGUGCUUGGUCAAUGAAUUGGCAAGGUACAAUAAAAUACAACACCAGUAUCAGCUGACAGAGGAGACAGGACCAGCACACAAAAAAGUAUUUACCGUCACACUUAAAUUGGGCAACGAAGAAUACAAAUCUGAAGGUCCGAGUAUUAAAAAAGCCCAGCAUUCUGCAGCUGCACAGUCACUAGCUAAAACAGAAUUCAAACAUCCGCCUUCGAAAACUGUUCGAAAUCGGCCUGGCAACAGGGCUACCAAUCCCGGUGUGAUGACCCCAACUGUAGAAUUAAAUGCUCUUGCCAUGAAAAGGGGCGAACGGCCGGUUUACAUAGUGGAAAAUCCUCCACCACACCAUUCACAGGGUUAUAUCAGUCAAGCCGGCUACUACCCUCGCCAAAAUAUGUACGGUGCUCAAAACCAACCCAGAUACGGUUACGAUGCCCGUCGAAACAUGCGACCUCAUUAUCCGUACCACGAGAACCGCUACUACGGCCAAUAUAGACCCACGGGUCCCCACAACCCCGGCGACCCUUACACUGUAAGGUUACGUGUCGGCGACAGGGAAUACCCCGGAGUGGGGUACACGGUCCAGGCCGCCAGACACGACGCCGCCGCCAAAGCCAUCGAGGACAUCAAAGCGAUGGGCGAACCCACAGAGCAACCAGGUAAAUAUUUCCUCCUCGUUCGAGAAUGUUCUUAUUUUUUCCUAUCUACUGCAGCAGCAGCCGAAACUACGCCGACCGAUAUCAACACAGAGCUUAAAUCACCGAUCUCACUUGUCCACGAAAUAGCUCUGAAGCGAAAUCUUAGCGUAACGUUCGAGGUGCUGAGCGAAAAGGGUCCGCCCCAUAUGAAGGUCUUCGUGACGCAGUGCCGGGUGGGGAACUUCGUGGCGGAGGGCGAAGGCAACGGGAAGAAGAUCUCGAAGAAGCGAGCUGCAGAAAAAAUGCUGGAGGAACUGGCGAAAUUGCCACCGUUACCUAAUAUGCACAAUAUGGUCCAUCUUAAGCGGAAAAGAGUCACCAAUAAGAAGAAAACGCGGAACUUGAUUAAAGUCAAUAUGGAUAAGUCAAACGAGUUUCAAGAAGAAAUUAAUCCUAUUUCGCGCCUAAUACAAAUACAGCAGGCCAACAAGGAGAGGGAACCGGUGUAUACUGUUUUGGAGGAACGUGGUGCCCCCCGCCGCCGAGAGUUCGUUAUAGAGGCCUCCGUGAACGGCCAUUCUUGCACCGGAGUAGGUCCUAACAAAAAAAUUGCCAAACGCAACGCCGCCGAGGCUCUCUUAAACUCGCUUGGCUACGGCAACCCACCUUCGAAUCCGAAGCCGGUCCUGAAAACCGAGAAGGAGUCCGAAAUCGUCGACAAAACUCGGAAGGUGACAUUCGUCGAAGAAAAAACCGAGCCAACUCCUUCGGUUGGUGGAAGUGGUGGUAGGCAAUUAGUCCCCGGUAUAUUGCUCGUAGGGGACCAGUCCACCAACUUCCAGCAGAACAAACCAAAGGAAAGCAUCAUGAAUAACAACUCCAAUUCGUGCGCAGAUAACAAGAAAACGGGUCAGACUCAGUUGAAAACUCCUCCUCAGCCGAUCCAAGGUGUUCGUUCCAAAGACCAGUUGUUGUACUUAGCACAACUGAUGAACAUCCAAGUUCAGUUCUCUGAUUUUCCUAAGGCUAAUCAUGAGAUGUAUUUAACUCUGGUGUCUCUAAGCACCAAUCCUCCACAGGUUUGUCAUGGCGAAGGUCCUACAACUGAGGCUUCUCAUGAAAAGGCUGCUUUAGAAGCACUCAAAGUUUUGUCAGAGCUGGGUUUGGACAUAGUUGGCCCCAACAAAGAAGGCGGUAACGAAAUUACCGCCUCUCAAGGGUCUUCCAAGGUUGGAAUCCAAAAUGGAGUCAAGAAGUAAACGUUAACUGAACUCUAGCAUAGACUGCAUCAAUGAAAAAUUUUUAAGAUUAGACUGUUGAAGUACCAAAUUAUAAAAAUAUAAAUCUCAUAUUUAUUGUGUUUUCAUUGAUACAGACAUGUACUUAGGAGAGUUCCAUGUGGCCAUGUCAAGUAUGCAUAUUAAUAACUAAGAAUUAUUGUUUUGUUUUAUGUGAUUUCAUUAACAUAUGAUGUUAUAUGAAAUGAUUUCAUGUAUCUGUGUAAUUCUGGUUAUUGCUUGCACUGUUUAUAAAUCAGUGCUAUCCCAUUUCGUUUUCGAGGGCAGAAAACGACUUUGGGAAUACAGUAGUUCAGAAUUGAUUUAUAAAUUUCUUUCAUAACUUAGUGAUUAUUUUAAUUGUCAAAGUAUUUUUUUAAAUAAUCGUGAAAAGUGCUGUUGCUAUUCUUUAGACGCGAUACAAUUCUGAUCUGCUGGUUGUUUCUUUGUUGUAGAUUGAUUUCAGUAUUCCAGGAGACUUACAUAAUUUUUAGUAAUUUUAUUUUUUCAACGUUCUUUUUUUAUAUGUAUAAUUUAGUGUAAAAUUUAUACAAUCUUAGUUCUUAUCGUGCGGCGUACGUACGUACGUAACUUAAAAAAAUUAACUGUAUUCAUUGUAGACCAUUUGACAUUGUAAUUUGACUCUACCGAAUUUGAAAUCAACUUAAGAAAAAACUUUCUUUCAAACCGCAACAAAUUGAUUUCAUUAUUCCAGGAGACUUCAAAAUAGACUUCUCUACUUACUAGGAUUUUUAAUUUGUUGACUUUGCUUUCAACUAUUUAGUAUCAUCUCAUCCCAUUUUUAGUUUCUCAUUGUGCAACUUACUGAAGUAAGUUAAAAACUUAACUGUACUCAGUGUAGACCAUUGAAACAUUGUAAUUUGACUCCAUUGAAUUUGAAAUCAAUAAACAUUAUUAAGCAGAAAA
Zophobas morio is the source of this 3501-nucleotide messenger RNA. Its product is annotated as double-stranded RNA-binding protein Staufen homolog 2-like. The record is from RefSeq and is a predicted model, not a curated record. Bases 277 to 2556 code for a protein of 759 amino acids. NCBI's taxonomy places the organism in Eukaryota, Metazoa, Arthropoda, Insecta, Coleoptera, Tenebrionidae. The transcript is spliced from 8 exons. Gene Ontology annotation, biological process: anterograde dendritic transport of messenger ribonucleoprotein complex; germ cell development; protein localization to synapse. Gene Ontology annotation, cellular component: plasma membrane; neuronal cell body; neuron projection. Gene Ontology annotation, molecular function: double-stranded RNA binding; mRNA binding.